This is a messenger RNA of Symbiodinium sp. CCMP2592, 1764 nucleotides long. The record is from the annotation of a GenBank genome assembly. Lineage: Eukaryota; Dinophyceae; Suessiales; Symbiodiniaceae.
AUGCCCCAGCAGUCCGAAGCAAAAUACCUCUGGGACCUGACCGAAGUCCCGGCUGGCUGGUCCCUGGCCACGGUCAUCGACGCUUUUGUCCACUUGGCUGCUUAUGCUCCUGCGGAUCGAGCUCUUGAGGCGCUGAAUGGGCGGCUCGUGGAGCUCUGGGCCUCGCAGCCGGCGGAGGCCCAGGCCUGGCUCGAGCGCUUGGGAGAGCUGAACACGGCGACGAGGGCGGAGAGGCUCUGCGAGGCGCUGCGCCGGCACGGGGCGGCCGAGUGUGGGAAGUACAAGAAGUGGGGCGGCUGGCGCUUCUCCGAGGCGGGGCUCCUUCGAGAAGAGCCAUGCCGCCCAGCAGCGGAGCGGGAGCGCUUGACGGCUUUGUACCUGCUUAAGUUCCACACCCGCGCUCGCUGCCGGGAGCUCGUGGAGCGGCUCGAGCAGGCCGAGAGCCAGGAGACGGCUCGGAAGCGGCAGAAGCUCGAGGAGGAGCCUUCCGAGAGCCGGCGCCUCGAAGCGAAGCUGCAAAGCUCGCAGGAGGAGUGCGAGCAGCUACGUAGCCGCUUAGCUGCAGCAGAGGCGGAGGUUUCCGACAAGGCCUCAGGGCUGCAAGCUGCUCAAAGCGAGAGUGAAGAGCUUGCGCACCGUGCGGCAGCCGCAGAGUCAGCUGCCGCGCAGAUGCAGAAGGAGCUCUGGCGUGUGCAAGAGGAGCACAGCCAGUGCCAGGAGCGUUGCGAGGAUUUGGCUCAUCGUUUGGAGGCGGCAGGGGUUCAGAAUGCUCAGACCAAGGAGGCCUACGCCGCCGCUGAGAAGCAGUUCGAGGUGCAGCGGACGCAAGGAGAGAGCUGCAGCUACCACGCGCUAGAGGGGAGCAAGGCUGAGCUGCAGAUCCAGAAUGCAGUGCUGCAGGAGAGAUGUGAUCAGCUCAGGCAGCAGCUUGCUAAAGCCGAGGCGAAGGUGGAUCUCCUGCAAGGUCUGCGGGAAGAGAUCGGCAUGUACAAGGAGCGCCUUCGUGAGCAGGUCAUUAAGACCAAGAGCUGCCAUCGCUUGGAUGGUGGCGGUGGCACAUCCAGCGAUCUUCUCACCCGGAAUCUUACCCCAGCUCCCAGCGACGCAGCCGUUGACUUGGAUGAUGAGAAGUCGGAUCUUGCCGAGCAAUUGGGGUACAGCCUUGUCGAUGAAGAUGGAGCCUCCGUCCUGAGUGGUUCCUCCGGCUAUUCGGUUCAGCAGGACUGCUUCAUGCUGGAUGCAAUCUUCAAGAGCCGCAUGGACUUCUUUUGCCAGGGGAAGGACCUGCAGAAAGGUUCGCAGGUCGUGGCUGGUGAUGGUGAGACCAUUUUGGAAGUGGUCGAGAUCUCGAAGGAAUCGCAGGCCACGAACGUGGUCGACCUCCAAGCGGGCCAGGCAACAUUGCGAGUGACCCCGGACCACCCCGUGCAGGUCCCCGAUGAAGGUGGCAAUUCGGGACGCCCUCUUUACAUGCCGGCGGGCAAGCUGAAGGUGGGCGAAAAAGUUAUGCUUGACUCAGGGGAGCGAGUUGCGCUUACCAGUGCCGAGACACGCCCCAUGGAGUGCAGCGUGCUGAAGAUCGUCUUCGAGCCGGACUUGCCUGUGGCCGUCUUCUCCAGCCCAUCCUGCAUCCUCAGCAAGGGCCACAAGAAGAAGACGCAGGCGGGGCGUCGUGGUGGCAUGUGCCAGAGAGGCAAAGAAGCUUCCGAUCCGAUGGAUGGAGCUUCGAUUCCGGACACGGCAGCCGGGGAGUACAUGGACUGA